This is a messenger RNA of Anolis sagrei ordinatus, 2497 nucleotides long. RefSeq names its product activin A receptor type 2B (gene ACVR2B). The record is from RefSeq and is a predicted model, not a curated record. Gene Ontology annotation, cellular component: plasma membrane; activin receptor complex. NCBI's taxonomy places the organism in Eukaryota, Metazoa, Chordata, Lepidosauria, Squamata, Anolidae. Gene Ontology annotation, biological process: cellular response to growth factor stimulus; protein phosphorylation; activin receptor signaling pathway. Gene Ontology annotation, molecular function: activin binding; ATP binding; activin receptor activity.
CCUCCUCCCAGCCGCGCGCCCCCCUUUCGCCCCCCGAGCGCCAAAGCCAAGCGAGCGAUGCCUCUGAGCGGACCGGCAGCCUUCCUCUCCUCCUUCUUCCUCCUCUUCUUCCUCGCCCUCCUCUCCAGAAGGAACAGGAGCCACAAUAGCAGCAGCAGCAGGAGCAGGAGCAGCAAGAGCAGCAGAGGCACCGGCUUGGCGCUUCCCUCCUCGCCUUUGGCUCUCGCCUUGUUCAGAACCACCAUUGGAGCGGACGGCAGCGGCGCCGGGUCUCCUCCUCAACCUCCUCCUCUUCGUCGCCUUGCUUCAGCCCUGGAUCUCCCUUUCUGCAAAGUUUGCUUCUCCAUUGCCUUCUCCUCCUUCUCUUCUUCUCCUUCUUCCUUGCGGCCGGAUUUACUGCGUUGAUUCCCCAUCCUUGGAAGGAUUCCUCUCUUUACCUCCAAAAGGAAAGAAGGAAGGAGAAAGCAACACAGUCCAGACUCUCACGCUCGGGUUGGACUAUUCUUUCCCCCCCUUUUUGAGGAUUUAAAAAAGACUCUUCUCUCCCCUUCUUGGACCUGGACACAGCCAGGAAAGGAUUUAGUCUCAAAUAGACUAUUAUUAUUGAAAAGGAACCUUUGGAUAUUUUUCCCCUGACACAUAUAUUGAUAACUCUGUAUCUGUUUGGAAGAGGAUCUUGCCGUUCUUGGAGAGUUUGCUUGCCUUCUCCUCCUCCUCCUCCCCUUGAAAGCGGAGUAAACAAGCACCACGAGGAGAAAAAGGAAUAUGAGGGUGCCGUGGCUCACUUUCGCCUUCCUUUGGGGGACUUUGUGUACAAGGCCAGGCCAUGGCGAGGCAGAGACAAGGGAAUGCAUCUACUACAAUGCCAAUUGGGAACUGGAAAAGACCAACCAGAGUGGGGUGGAGCGCUGUGAAGGGGAGAAGGACAAGCGCCUCCACUGCUAUGCCUCCUGGAGAAACAACUCUGGCUCCAUUGAACUGGUGAAGAAAGGAUGCUGGCUUGAUGACUUCAACUGUUAUGACAGGCAGGAAUGUGUGGCCACAGAAGAGAGUCCACAAGUGUUCUUCUGCUGCUGUGAGGGGAACUACUGCAAUGAGAAAUUCACUCACUUGCCUGAAGUCAGCGGUCCGGAAGUUGUCUAUGAGCCACCUCCACCAACUCCCUCUCUGCUCAACAUUCUGGUUUACUCGCUGCUUCCAAUCAUUGCCCUCUCCAUCGCCAUUCUCCUGGCCUUCUGGAUGUACCGUCACCGCAAGCCGCCGUACGGACAUGUUGAUAUCAGUGAGGACCCAGGGCUGCCACCGCCGUCUCCUCUGGUUGGACUUAAGCCAUUGCAAUUACUAGAGAUCAAGGCAAGAGGCCGCUUUGGUUGCGUCUGGAAGGCUCAGCUGAUGAAUGACUAUGUAGCAGUGAAAAUCUUCCCCAUACAGGAUAAGCAAUCCUGGCAGAGUGAGCGGGAGAUUUUCAACACCCCAGGCAUGAAGCAUGAAAACCUCUUGCAGUUUAUUGCAGCAGAGAAGCGAGGAACCAACCUGGAGACAGAGCUGUGGCUGAUCACAGCUUUUCAUGACAAGGGCUCUCUGACUGACUACCUGAAGGGAAACAUUAUUAGUUGGAAUGAACUCUGUCAUAUGGCUGAAACAAUGGCUCAUGGACUCUCCUACCUGCAUGAAGAUGUCCCUUGGUGUAAAGGAGAAGGACACAAACCUGCUAUAGCACACAGGGACUUCAAGAGCAAAAACGUAUUGUUGAAGAGUGACUUGACAGCCGUGCUAGCUGACUUUGGAUUGGCUGUACGGUUUGAACCUGGAAAACCUCCAGGAGAUACCCAUGGACAGGUGGGAACCAGGAGAUACAUGGCUCCUGAGGUCUUAGAGGGAGCUAUAAACUUCCAGAGAGACGCCUUCCUAAGAAUAGACAUGUAUGCAAUGGGACUAGUCCUGUGGGAGUUGGUCUCCAGAUGCAGAGGAGCUGACGGUCCAGUGGAUGAGUACAUGCUGCCCUUUGAAGAAGAGAUAGGACAGCAUCCAUCCCUUGAAGACCUCCAGGAGGUGGUGGUUCACAAGAAGAUGCGCCCCGCAUUCAAGGAUCACUGGCUUAAACAUCCUGGUUUGGCGCAGCUUUGUGUGACGAUUGAGGAAUGCUGGGACCAUGAUGCAGAGGCACGCCUAUCAGCGGGUUGUGUAGAGGAACGGAUUUCUCAGAUACGCAAAGCAGUAAACGGUACUACCUCGGACUGCCUCGUUUCCAUCGUGACCUCCGUCACCAACAUGGACUUGCUGCCCAAAGAAUCAAGUAUCUAAAUCCUGGUUCACUUUCUUUUCUUUUUUUUGGUCCUUCCAGACUCAGUGGAUUUAUAAAAAAAGAAGAAGUUAAACCACAAAUCCAACACAAACACACAUGAAUGCAGCUGCUAUUUUAAUCUUGACUUUUUAAAUUGUUAUUAUUAUUGUUGUUGUUGUUAUUAUUAUUGUUUCGAUUGGAUCAAUUUUACCA